GAAAACUUGUGGCUAUUGCAGUCAUUGAUGAUAAAAACUCUUCAGUGGAGCAUACCAGACUAAAAUCUAUUAUUCAGGAAGUUGCUAGAGAUUAUCAGGAUCACUUUCACAGGGAUUUCCAGUUUGGCCAUAUGGAUGGAAAUGAUUACAUUAAUAGUUUACUAAUGGAUGACUUGACAAUCCCUACUAUUGUUGUAUUGAAUACCUCCAAUCAGCAGUAUUUUCUACCAGAUAGGCACAUUGAGAACACAGAAGACAUGGUUCAGUUUAUUAACGAUAUCUUGGAUGGUACAGCUGAAGCACAGGGUGGUGAUGGACUUCUGCAGCGAAUCAAGAGAAUAAUCUAUGAUGCCAAGUCUACUGUAGUGUCUGUGUUCAAGAGUUCACCACUUCUUGGAUGCUUUCUCUUUGGGUUGCCCCUGGGGGUCAUCAGCAUUAUGUGUUACGGAAUCUGCACAGCUGAUACAGAUGGAGGGGUAGAUGAACAUGAGGCAGCUAAAAAGGAAAAUGGUGAUCGGGAGCUCACGGAUGAAGGCAGUGAGGAAGAACAAGAGGAGGAAAAGAAUGGAAAAUUUACAGAACUUUCAGGUGGAGAGCUUAAACAGAAAGACAUAAUGGAAAAGAAAAAAGACUAACUUGUUGGCAAAAGAAUUCUCUAGAAUUUCCAAAUAGACUUAUUUAUUGAAGGUAGUCAUUUAUUGAUCAUCUUCAUGAAAGAGGACCUUUUUGUCUGCAUUAUGGUAGUUUUGACUUGCAUGUAUUCAAAUUUUCUCAGAAACUGACA
Messenger RNA from Cariama cristata (Red-legged seriema), 784 nucleotides. Its product is annotated as protein disulfide-isomerase TMX3-like. Gene Ontology annotation, cellular component: endoplasmic reticulum. The annotation marks the transcript as partial. Gene Ontology annotation, molecular function: protein disulfide isomerase activity. The record is from RefSeq and is a predicted model, not a curated record. The transcript is spliced from 6 exons. Gene Ontology annotation, biological process: peptidyl-cysteine oxidation. NCBI's taxonomy places the organism in Eukaryota, Metazoa, Chordata, Aves, Cariamiformes, Cariamidae.